Messenger RNA from Colletes gigas, 1660 nucleotides. RefSeq names its product DCN1-like protein 3 (gene SCCRO3). Gene Ontology annotation, molecular function: ubiquitin-like protein binding; cullin family protein binding; ubiquitin conjugating enzyme binding. Bases 473 to 1462 code for a protein of 329 amino acids. The transcript is spliced from 4 exons. Gene Ontology annotation, cellular component: ubiquitin ligase complex. NCBI's taxonomy places the organism in Eukaryota, Metazoa, Arthropoda, Insecta, Hymenoptera, Colletidae. The record is from RefSeq and is a predicted model, not a curated record. Gene Ontology annotation, biological process: positive regulation of ubiquitin-protein transferase activity; protein neddylation.
UUUGUUUAUUACGUAUUAAAAUACGAAGAAUAUAUCUUUAUUAGUGUUUUUAAAUGCAAAAGUUUCGAUGAUUUGCAUCCAAAUAAAUUGAAACGAAUAAAUGUUUUGUUCAUGGAAUGAUAGUAUUGUUUUAUCAUUUUAUGAGGUUAUGUAGCUACAAAUGACAGUAGCAUUUAGUCACACACAAAUUGAACCUGAAAGUCAUGUAAAAGAAAUGUCCAAAAGGUUUGAGAUCGAAGCGUCUUCUUAAUUCUAACCGCAACAAAUCAAAGUCUAAGUUUUUCUAAUAUUCGAGAAUUUAUAAAUGUGGACAAAGCAAGAUAUCUUGCGGAGGGUCUUUACUGGGGUUAUCACGACCCAGGUAGACCGAAAAUCCGCCUUAACAAUAAGCUUCUGAUUAAGACUGCCAAUGUAAGACUGAAUUACUGAUGCAUGGGAUAAUUGUUUUUAAUGUUAAGUACGGACAGCAUCAAUGGGAAACUGUUUUUCGUGCUUUAAGGUGCCUCUUCCACCAGCCACCAACAAUCAAUCCCUGUCAUUGGAACAUAAAGACGAAACAAUGGAACUUAGGGGUUUGUUCCCAAAUUCUUGCCAACAAACUGGGCCUUUAGCGCCCGAACCGCAUAUAAAUGGAAAUAGAAAAUCAAUGGGCACAUUAUCAACGUUCAACACUGUAGGAUCUGAUAAUUGUGGAUCUGUGCCUAGUGUACAAAAUAAUUUACGUUUAUCAAGAGGAUUUUACACACGUUUACCACCAUUAAGUAGAUCUGGAUCAUCGUCUGGUCUUAAUGUAACGAUUGAAUCAAAACAACAAAGAGAACCAUCAGAGAGCAAGUUGAAUAUUUUAUUUGACCAAUAUAAAGAUCCACAUGAAGAUGUAAUUUUAGCUGAUGGCAUAGAAAGACUUUGCAAUAAUUUACAACUAUCACCAGACGAAUUUCAAGUACUUGUUCUCGCGUGGAAACUAAACGCUGAACAGAUGUGCCAAUUUACACGUCAAGAAUUUAUGACAGGUUUGAAAGCAAUGAAAGUAGACAGUAUACGUGCUAUACAAGCAAGAUUGCCAGAAAUUGUUCAAGAGUUAGCCGUAAAUAGUGAUUUAUUCAAAGAUCUCUACCGAUUUACGUUCCGGUUCGGCUUGGACGUUAAUUCCGGACAAAGAAUAUUACCAGCUAACAUGGCAAUUGUUCUAUGGAAGCUUGUUUUUACAUUACGCGAACCACCUCUUUUAUCUAGGUGGCUUAAAUUUCUUGAGUGCCAUCAUGUGCGAGGCAUACCUAGAGAUACAUGGAAUAUGUUUUUGAAUUUUGCUGAAAGUAUCGGCGAUGAUCUUGGUGCCUAUGACGAUUCAGAAGCAUGGCCAAGUUUACUUGAUGAUUUUGUUGAAUAUGAAAAUGAUCAAAUGAACCAAAACAUCAGUAAAGAUGAUAUCAUAAAGGAUGUUUCUAUCGAUAAAGAUUAAUAUUGGUAUUCUAACGAGAUUUUUGUCAUAAUAAGAUCUUAUCAGCUUACAUUUCAUUUCUGAACAGAAUUAUUUUAAAUUCUUUUACAGUGAAAUCAUGAAAAUAGUUCCCUUACAAAGUUUCUGUAUUAUUUAUUUUUAAACUUUGACAUUGUCCAAUUUGAAAUUAAAUAGAAUAAUUCAAGAUACUAGAAAAAA